UUUCACAACCGCGGCCCCGCCGAUGUUUUCCUGCCCGGCACCGGGCGCAUGGCGCGGCCGCCGCGGACGCUGCUCCUCGUCCUCCUCCGCCUCCUGCUCCGCCUCGCCGCCGCCGGGCGGCCCUGCGGCCCCGCCAGACUGUCAGGGGACACGGUGUUGGGCCGCCUGGGAGCCAACAUCACAUUGACCUGCCAGGACGAGGUGCCUGCAAAUGCCACGGUGUUGUGGCAGGUGGAGGAGCAGGGGGCAGCAGGGGGCUGGGGACGGCGGCUGGCCGAGGGGAACACGCUGCUCCUGCGGCGCCUGCGCUACGAGGACUCCGGGCACUACAGCUGCUCCGUGGGGAGCCACCUGCUGCGCUUCCUGCGGCUGCUGGUGGCAGCGCCUCCCUGCCUUGCAGAGCCCCCUGAAACUCCCCAGGUCUCCUGCUACCGGCGGAGCCACGACAAGGAUGUGCUGUGUGAGUGGCCACAGCAGGAGAAGCCAUCCCCAGGGACACGGGCGAUGCUCUGGGUGAAGCGGAGGUUUGUGGCUGAGAAUGCCACAGAGCAGCGGUGCCGCUACUUCUCCAAGGCACGAAAGUUUGUUUGCCGGGUGAAGGUGCCACCUGGCACUGAUGACACCAGACACCUCGUGGUGUCCACGUGCGUCAGCAACAGCGCUGGUGGCUCGGCCGGCAAAGAUAAGAUCAUCACCCUCAGCAGCGUCCCAGUGAAGCCAGACCCCCCAGUCAAUGUGACAGUGGAGGCUCUGGAGAAGGCGCCGCAGCGGCUGCAGGUGAACUGGUCCUACCCGCCAUCCUGGGACCCCCGUUUCUACUGGCUGCGCUUCCAGGUGGAUCAGGUGACAACAACGUGGCUGGACAUCCGUGACGCGUGGCGUGGGACGAGGCACGUGGUGCAGGUGAGGGCCAAGGACGAGUUCGGCCACGGCUCGUGGAGCGAGUGGAGCCAGGAGGCUGCAGGCACCCCCUGGACAGACCCUUGGGACCUCACCUCUGAAAUGGAGCCCUUCAGCUCACAGGUCCCCAUGGAAGAUGGUGCCUAUGGGGUGACACUGUCCCCCAGGCUCUUCGGGGAGGAUGAUGCUAAUGGUGCUGGUGGGUCUGUGAUGGAAUCCAGCACCCAUCCUGUGGCAUCCCCCUACGCCUUCCUGGUCACUGGGGGGAGUCUGCUCCUUGGCAUCGCCCUGUUUGUUGGCAUUGUGGUGAGGUACAGGCAGACGUGGUGGACAAGCAGGCAGGGGACAACCAAGCCAGAGGGCGAGGGGCAGCAUAUGCUGGUCCCCCUAGGCCUCCCCCUGCCCACACUCAGUGAUACCCCUCUGCUCCCACACCCUGCCCCCUCAGCCCCUGGAGUGCUCCACACGACUCACGCAGAUUUUUCCUCCUCAGGGCACUAGUCAGGGGCUGAAUAUGCUGGUAGGUUCUUGGGGGUUGGAUGGGGAGCCCCAAGGCUGUGAUGUGGCUUCUGGGAGCAGUUCCUCCCCACUAUCUAGUGGUUCUGUGGCUGGGGCAAGCCUCUGAGGAGGAGAAUCAGUGCUACCCCCCAUGGAGAAGCAGCUGGGAAAGGGCCCCAAAGUGAGUCCUGUGGCACCUUCAGCACCAUGGCCAAGCUGGCGUGGCCAGGAGUGACAGCGCUGGAAGCGUGGCUGCACCAGAGCUCGCCUGGGACCGGGUUUGGGGGUCCCCAGGGAGGGGCCUGGGGGUCAGGGAGGGAGGGUCUGGCUGGAUCAGGCCCCCAUACCUCUGCUCCAGCCCCCUCGGGGCUCCUUUUCAAAGCACAUACUGGGGAAACAAGACAAUGUGACUCAAAUAAAUGCUUUGGACUUAUACUGGAAUGGGUGCUGGGAGCGGGGUAACAGAGUGGUUGCUGCAGCCCUCCCGUUGCCUGGGACUGGCUCCAGUGGGGUUUCACCCUCACUUCAUUCACCCACUCCUGCUGUGCCCUGUAACUCUGCCCCCACGUACCCC
This is a messenger RNA of Ficedula albicollis (Collared flycatcher), 1972 nucleotides long. RefSeq names its product interleukin 6 receptor (gene IL6R). NCBI's taxonomy places the organism in Eukaryota, Metazoa, Chordata, Aves, Passeriformes, Muscicapidae. Gene Ontology annotation, molecular function: cytokine receptor activity; protein binding. The transcript is spliced from 10 exons. The coding region runs from base 49 to 1401 and encodes 450 amino acids. Gene Ontology annotation, cellular component: external side of plasma membrane; membrane. Gene Ontology annotation, biological process: cytokine-mediated signaling pathway. The record is from RefSeq and is a predicted model, not a curated record.